Opisthorchis viverrini is the source of this 456-nucleotide messenger RNA. RefSeq lists its product as hypothetical. The transcript has 4 exons. The annotation marks the transcript as partial. NCBI's taxonomy places the organism in Eukaryota, Metazoa, Platyhelminthes, Trematoda, Opisthorchiida, Opisthorchiidae. The record is from RefSeq and is a predicted model, not a curated record.
CUUACAGUCCGUGUCCGCUGAACAUUUGCAACUCUGGCAAAUGUCUAAUGAUCAACAACCAACCAGUUUGUAGGUGCAAGUCUAUCACUGAUCUGUGCAGUGACGUGAAAGUCCGCACGCCAGACAACGGCGAGCAGAACGUUGAUUCGGUAGUUUUGGCAUUGCGGCACUCGGAACUCACGGCUGAGCAAGUCAGGGCAUGCUCACCAGACGGAUGCCCACCGACCCAUUCCGGCCCGAGAUGUUUACAAGAAAAUCUUCCAGAACCAUCGUCUGCGGUGCCAAUGAUUCUGGUGACUCCUUCUCAGGACGCCACCACCGGAGAGGAAGAUUUCAUAUUGGAUCAAUCUCACAUUGGCGCAAACAUACGUAUGAAGUCGGCGCCGGAAGGAACCGACAAAUGCCAUCUGCCGGAAUUUCAGCAUUCCUCUGGUAAGUUUUGUGCGUCACUGGAAU